GCGUGAAAUGUUUGUGUUUAUUAUUAGCAGAAGAACAGGAGAGAUUUGUUCGUUAUUUUUAUUUCAAGAAACGGUGUGAUUUUUCGAUCAACGAACCCAGAGAGUUUAAAAAUUUCAUCUCUAUUUAGCGCUAAAGAUUCUGCAAAAUCAUAUAGUUACAAUUAUAAGUGAAACCGGCGAAUCAUCAUGCUUACCUUUCAAUUCACUCACGCGAUCGCCUUUCUGGCCACAAUCUUCCUAAUCGGCAAGUGCUACGCUCAUCCCACAUUCCGGCAAGAGCUGUGUGUGGGCUGCGGCGAAGAGUGUGAUAAAUGCGAGUUUGGUGUCGUAAUAUCGGCUCUCUGCGGUAUCACCGAAUGCCGACGAGGCCCUGGCCAGAGGUGCGGUGGUCCGAGCGAGAGGUGGGGCGUGUGCGGCGACGGAUUGAUGUGCAGUUGCAACCGAUGUGCCGGCUGUAGUCUGGACUCCCUCGACUGCUUCGCGAAUCGUGCUUGUCUGCCCCAUCUGGAAUCGGGAAGUCAUCUCGAGGAUAUCAUCCGUCGCUUCGAUAGAUUUUCCCUCGAAAGAAUUACUAAGUAAACGGAAACCCAACCCACAAGCCGCUCAGGAUGAACGAAAAGGAUGACGGAUGGAUGAAGACGACGAAUGCGGAAAACAAAUGUAAAACGAGAGAGGAAGAGAUAGGAGAGAAAGAGAAAAAUGAGUAUAUAUAUUAGCGAUUUUCCGAAUUAUUUAUUACAUUUCAUGAUGUGUAUAAUCUCAUUAAUAAGUAUCUACGAUUGUGAUAGAUAACUCGUCGGGGCCCGAGUCUCUAUCCCUUUCCGCGAGACAACGGUGCCCCUGUCCGUGUUUAAUGGCAUUUCUGUGAUUUUUUAAUUACUGUGUUAAUUAUCGUGUUCUAUCCACGCACGCCUCAAUGAAACGCGGAUGCGCGCGCGUGAGCGAGCGUGCGUCGUCGGCUAGCUUGAUCUCGUGAGAUACUCGAUGAAUCACGCGCAUGAUUCUUGGCUGUGAAUCGCGUCUCUCGCGGAAUACGCGCACGAGGCGAUGACUGGGUCCUCCAUAUUCCCACGCGAAUCCACCGUAAAGGUUUCCGCCGAAAAUCGAGAGCGUCAAUCGAAAUACAAAUGGGAACACGAGAAAAAAUAUCGCGGAUAAAACGAACGAAGAGGAAGGAACCCUCGUCAUUACAAAUAUUGUCGAUCUAAAAAUUUUGACAUUCCUUUAGUCGUUUACAAAAGUUGUUCCAACUUUUACGAACUCGUUUCAAUAUAUAUUCUUAAUAUUGAUACAUUUUUUAUUUUUAAAGUCUUUAACAUUCUCCCGAUAAAACGCGCGCUUACUUAGUUAGAUAUUAAAAUAUUAUCAGUAUAUCACAAAUGUAUUGCUUCUUUAACGGACUAUUAUUAAUAAUUAAUAAAAAAAGAAGAACUAUUUUUUUCGUUGUCGCAUAAUGUAUUUUAUAUUUUUAUUUAUUUGACUAGUCAUUCGUGGGCGUCUUAAAAACGCGACGAGUAUUUUACGUAGCUCUCGGUAUUUUUGCGGAGACCAGCCGUGAGUGUUUGGUGAACGCCACCCUAUAUAACGGACGACAAAAUAAAAUUGGCUGCAUUCA
Messenger RNA from Formica exsecta, 1615 nucleotides. It is a transcript of the gene Qbp-1, whose product is annotated as neuroparsin-A-like. The record is from RefSeq and is a predicted model, not a curated record. The transcript has 4 exons. Bases 187 to 579 code for a protein of 130 amino acids. NCBI's taxonomy places the organism in Eukaryota, Metazoa, Arthropoda, Insecta, Hymenoptera, Formicidae.